Amborella trichopoda is the source of this 3469-nucleotide messenger RNA. RefSeq names its product protein ALTERED PHOSPHATE STARVATION RESPONSE 1. NCBI's taxonomy places the organism in Eukaryota, Viridiplantae, Streptophyta, Magnoliopsida, Amborellales, Amborellaceae. The record is from RefSeq and is a predicted model, not a curated record.
GACCACGACCCUUGAACGAAGCAGCAAAUAUUUCAUCGUUCAAACGUCGUGGGCGUUCAACCCACUCUCCUCCCGACUUCACUUUGUCUCUAACCACCCUACCUCACUUUCUCUCUCUAACGAACCUGCCUUGUUUUCUCUCUCCUCUCGAUACUCUAUCUCUAUUGCUUCGAUAACUGGUUAUGAUGAAAUGUAGAGAGAGAGAGAGAGAGAGGGGUGAGAUGAGAUGAGAUGAGAUGAGUUCUCGCUCUAGGUCUUCAAUGGAUGGCGACCAAAGAGAGAAGUUACGAAAUCGGCUGCGCACUUUCUCUCUCCUCAAAAUCUGCAUGUUCAGAUUCCCCUGCCCACGAGGUCUGCAUCCCUGCACUCCUCUUUUCUAUUUCAGGCACUAUCAUAUCAUUUAUCUUUUGCCUCUUUCACGAGCAUUGUUCAUGUCCUAGAGAGAAACACAGUAGAGAGAGAAAGAGGAGAUGGGCUGCAGUGCUUCCAAGGUAGAUGAUUUGCAGGUGGUGACGCUUUGUAGAGAGAGAAAGGAGUUGGUUAGAUCCGCUGUUGAUCAUAGAUACGCCAUGGCCGCUGCUCACUUGUCUUAUAUUGGGUCUCUUACGAGCAUGGGGGCGGCUCUCCAUCGCUUUGCUGAUCAGGAAACGUUUUCUCUCUCUUCCCCUCCCUCUUCUCCCCUUCUCACUCUACCCUCAGAGGGUAAGAGAAAGAGUGAUUCUCAACCCAACAACUCCUCGUCCACCUCCAUUUCUCACUCUGCGAAUUCCCCCCAUCCUUCUCACCUUCAUCUCUCCUCCUCCCCUUCUGAAUCCGAAGUUGAGAAACCGACCCCCAAAACCCACGACUCCCCUCCCUCUCCUUCCAAAACGAGCCAACAUGGUUCUCUGGCUUCGAGCCCUGUGUACAACUACAGUAGUUCUCCGGUUUGGAGCCCUGUGUACAACUACAUGAGGUCUGGUACUGCUAUCCCCUCCAUUGUAUUUGAUGAAAGGGCUCGAUCGCCUGAUCAGGUUCGAUGGGGCGAUCCUUCCUCUGGUUAUUCGAAUGCGAGCUUCUUUGGGGCCCCUGAAAUUGAAAGGGUUCCUUCACCGCCAUCACCUCCAAGGACUUCAGCUUGGGACUUUUUUAAUCCUUUCCAAUCAUCUUCAGAUGACCUGUACCCCUACUAUUCUCAAAGAGGUGGCUUUGGGGUCGGUUCAGAGAGCAGCUUGGAUUCAAAGGAAGUGAGAGAAAAAGAGGGGAUUCCUGAUUUGGAAGAUGAAGCUGAGCAGUCCUCUUAUGAGAGAGAAACACGAGAUCCAGACGAGAAGUUUGAGGACGCAGAAGAUAGGGAGUUGGGUUGGGAUGAUUCAGAGGCAGCAACAGCGAAGAGCCAGAGCCAUAUGGUUGACAAACCUGAACUGGGAGAGGGGGAAAGAGGCAGCAGCAAAAGUCGGCAUGGAAGCAAGGAAGUGGAGAAUUCGAUGGACGAGGUGGUUUCGACUGAGCAUGGGGAGGUUUCACAAAAGAAUAGUGUGGCCACAUUGUCGGUCGGGGCCAAACGAGAUAUGGAGGAGGUUGUGAAAGAGAUCAAAGUUCAGUUUGAGAGUGCAUCUGAUUCUGGUAAGGAGGUCUCUAUGUUGCUCGAGGCUGGCAAGCAGCGUUAUCUCCCUAGAAGUACCAUACUUAAAGUUAUUUCUGCCAGGAUUUUGAAUGCUGCAUUUUUUCCCAUGUUGCCAUCUUCCCGUCCUCCUUCUAAACGUUCAACAUUUGUAUAUUCAAGAGCAAAGAAAAUGGAUAACAUGAUCCAUGGAGAUUUAAGGGAAGAGUUUGGAAUGAUAUCUAUUAACUUGUCAUUCACAUUGGAAAAGCUAUAUGCAUGGGAAAAGAAGCUCUAUGAGGAAGUUAAGGAUGAGGAGAAGAUGCGGAUAAUUUAUGAAAAGAAGUGCAAGCGUCUGAAGGUUUUGGAUGACAAAGGAGCAGAACAAGAUAAGGUUGAUACCGUUCAAACUUCGAUAAAAAAGUUAUCCAUGAAACUAGACAUAGCUAUUAAAGCUAUUGACACUAUAUCAAAUAAGAUACAUAAGUUAAGAGAUGAGGAGUUGCAGCCCCAACUUACUGAAUUAAUUCAAGGGUUGAGGAGAAUGUGGAAGGUCAUGUUUGAAUGCCACCAAAAGCAGUGCCAGGCCAUAGCACAGGGUAAAGCUGUGAAUAUUCUCUUUGCAAACAAUCAAACGAAACCAACAAAGUCACGAAUGAAGCUAACACUUGAACUCGAGUUGGAGAUCCUGAAUUGGUGUUCCAGCUUUCACAACUGGGUCAAUGCUCACAAGGCCUAUGUAGAGGUCAUGUAUGGGUGGCUAUUGAGGUGCCUUGUUCAUGUGCCUGAAGAGACACCUGAUGGACCCAUUCCUUUCUCUCCAAGCCGGAUGGGAGCUCCACCUGUUUUUGUGAUAUGCAAUGACUGGUUUCAAGUAAUGGCUAGCGUAUCAGAGGAUGAAGUGACAGAAGCCAUAAAUGCAUUUGCUAAUAGCAUGCAUGAAUUGUGGGAAUUGCAUGGGGAGGAGCUGCGCCAAAGGCUCAAGACGGAGUACCUUUCUAAGGAUCUCAAUAAGAGGCUCAAACAUUUGCAAAAGGAGGAAAGCAAGAUGGUUGUGUCGUUCUCUUCAGGAGAGGGUGGGGAUUCUUUGCAUGAGAGGAAGGUGGCAUUGCAGUCAAUGAAGAAGAGGUUGGAAGAGGAGAAUGCCAAGCAUGCAGAGAUAGUGAAGAGGAUACGAACUUCGACAUUUGGUAAUCUGCAAGUGGGGUUGAAGCGGAUAUUUGAGGCAAUGGUGAACUUCACUUCCUCGACAUUGAAGGGUUUUGAGCAGCUUCGAACCCCCAAAAUGGGAGAAACAUAGACAUACAUCUUUUAUGCUUUUCUCUAGUAAUGACUUCUUGUGGUGAAAUCACUGCUGUAGAGCUCAUUGGGCUGGCUCAUGGAGAAGAUUAUGAAUCAGGAAGGGUAUGAUUAAUGUGCUAAGGCUUUUCUAGUGUUAUGAUGCCCCACUUGGAGCAAGUACUCUCAAAUCUUGUGAAUUAGUCAUGAGUUUGAGUGGGCUGCUUCUCAUUGAUGGAUGUCUCUUCUCCAAGGCGAACCUGUUGGAUAUCUUAUGGCGGACCUGUACAUAAUACCUUGAUUCGUUGAUUCUUUGAUUGGUUUACAAGGGUGGUCCUUCUAUUUGUGUAGUGGAAUUUUCUUAGAGUAGUGUUGAGGAUGAAAGAGCAAUUUUGGAGUGUAUGCAGCCCUCGAUUUGGCUAAAACAAUAGGUUUGGAAGCAAGUGAUGAAGAGUGCUAAAAAGGGUACAUGUGCUGGAGUGCAUGAUAGACAAGACAGAGGCAGCUUAUAAAAUCUUAAAAUCGUUUGUUCUUUAUUUGUGGUUGCUUAAAUAUCUGGUGUAGCUCUGAGGCAUUUGGAAAAGAAGAGUAGAUAUAACUUGUACCAAA